Messenger RNA from Closterium sp. NIES-65, 1758 nucleotides. NCBI's taxonomy places the organism in Eukaryota, Viridiplantae, Streptophyta, Zygnematophyceae, Desmidiales, Closteriaceae. The record is from the annotation of a GenBank genome assembly.
AUGGCUACCCCUAGCAUUCUCGCCUUUGAUACUGAGGGUCGGGUUGUUGUCUUUGAGGUCAGGGUCGAUCAUCUACAGCUUUUCCUACAGUGCGAUAGGAAAGACGGUCUCUCACUGUUUGAUCUCACGUCUGGCGCCUCUUCUGCCCCUGCUGCCGAUGCUGACAGCACUCUUCGCUCACAGUGGGCCACACGCGAUGUUGCUGACCGUCUUGCUGUGCGUAGUCACCUGCCUUCCACUGAGCGCGCGCACUUUAGUCAGUACAAGAGUGCUAAGACCUUGUACGACGCUGUAGUUGCACGCUACUCUUCCCCUGCCACUGCUGCCCUUAGUCGCCUCAUGCUGCCGUACCUGUUCCCUGACCUCGCCGCCUUUCCCACUGUCGCUGACCUCAUUACGCACCUUCGCACUAGUGACACCCGCUACCGCGCUGCGCUUCCUGCUGAGUUCUGCGCCAAGAACCCCCCCCCCCCCAUGUACAUCACCCUCUACUACAUAGUCACCCGGCUCCCUGACUCCCUUCGCUCGGUCAGGGACCACUUCCUCUCUGUUUGCCCCACCACACUCACCGUUGACCUCCUCGAGGAGCGCCUCCUGGCAGCUGAGAAGAGUAUGGUCGUUGUAGGAGCCUCUUGUGGUGACCCUCGUGCCCCCUUCUUCGAGGGGUGCUCCCCCUCCCCCCUUUUGCCCUCUGUUGCCUCUGCUGCUGCCGUCGACUUCGUUGGCACCGAGUCGGACGGUGCUGCGUCUGCCCCUAGCGGGAGACGCCGCACCGGCAAGGGCAAGGGGGGCAAGGGAGCUGGAGGGGCUGGUGGGGGUGGUGGAGGUGGCGGUGGAGGCGGCGAAGGGAGUGGGGGUGGCGGUGGGAGUGGUGGUGGGGGUGGGGGCUUCGGUGGCGGCGGUGGAGGCGGAGGCGGCGGCGGUGGUGGCGGUGGGAGCGGAGGACGAGGCAGUGGCGGCGGUAGCGGAGGUGGCGGCGGCGGAGGUGGAGCUGGUCGGGGUGGCUCUGCGCAGCGGGGCGGCUUUGGUGGUGGUCAGCGCCAGCAGCAGCAGCGCACUCGUGACACCCCGCCCCCCCAGCAGCUUCGUGAGUGGUACGCUGCGCGUCAGCGGGGUGGGGGUGCUGGUCCUUGUGCCUACGUCCUGCGUACCGGCGACCGCACUGGUGAGCAGUGCGGUGGCCCGCACACCACCCAGCGCUGCUUCGGCCGCCUGAUGGACGCUUGGCGUCUCCAGUUCCCUGACGCCACUGAGAUCCCCCGCUGGGGUGAGGUCCUUUGGUCGGGGGUUACCAUCUUUGAUCUGGAUUAUGAUGCCAUUCUUGCUUCCAUGUAUGUUGUGUCUACUAGUGAUGAGGGUGACUGUUACCUGUGUGUCCCGCCUGACCCGGGCAUUGACGCUGCUGCUCUAGAUGCUAGUGAGGCUGCUGUUCUAGGUACUGGUGAGUCUGCUCUCUCAGGUACCACGUCGGCUCAGGCCUUACACACCUUCACCCUUGACUCGGGUGCUUCCCGCUCCUUCUUUCGAGACCGCACCACGCUUACGCUGCUUAGUCGGCCAGUUGCGGUCUCCCUGGCGGACCCCUCUGGGGGUCCUGUCCUUGCCCGCUUCUCCACUGUCUUACCGUGUCCGGCGGCCCCCUCUGGCACCCUGUCUGGUCUCUACCUCCCCUCGUUCUCUACAAACUUGGUGAGUGGUGCUGAUCUACAGGAUGGGGGGGUUGGCCGGUUCACUCCUGCGAGUCAGCGGGUUCCCUAG